AUGGUUAAAAGGUGUGCUUGGGGCACUUGUAAAAGCGAUAGUCGCUAUCCAGAAAGAUUAAAAACAGAAGAUGGUAAAAUAAUAAAAUUCCACAGUUUUCCAUCGGCAAAAAAGUUUAAAGAACGAAGGGAAAAAUGGAUUCGGGCAUGCUGUCGUGGUGAUGCUUUCGAAUGUAAGAAGGACAGCUAUAUUUGAAGUCUUCACUUUCUUGGCCAACAAGGACCAACAAAGGAGAAUCCAAUUCCUUUUCCAGCCAAUGCUAACAAAGAAAAGGUAUUGUAUUUUAAAUAUUCUGAACGAGAUUUGAAAUUUGACUGUUCGAAAAUCGAAAUAUACUUGUUUAAAACCGUAUUAAUACUGUAUACAGAUUGUGAGACUGAGCCGAAAGAGAAAAUCGCCAACCAAGCGAAGUCAAACAACCAAACGAAUCCGCAAAUCAGACGAAAGUUCAGCUGCAGAUGUGUUGUUGAUGCUACUUAAUGGUCCUGUAAAGAGCAGUAAUGAUGUUUCUGUUGCCAAAUCGAUGUAUAACGAUGAAAGGCAACUGGAGUCAGAGCCUGCCUGUCAUACAACUGAAAAUUGUCCUACAACUGAAAAUUGUUCUACAACUGAAAACUGUUCUACCACUAUUCCACAACAUGUCAGCGAUGAAGCUCAGGUAAACAUAUUUGUUUUCAACUCUUGGGAGCUAGUAAAUUGCGUGUAUAAUUAUUUGUAUUUAAUAUGUGUCUUCAAUAGACAACCAUUGAGAUGUGUCACCUGAGUCCUUACACAGAUUUAUUACUGUCAGAUAAAGAGAAUCUGAGAAGGUCAUUGUUUGUUGAAACUGUAAUGGAUCCUAAAAAAACUCACCAUUAUACUGGUAAGUUCGAACUUUGAAGUCUGAAUGCUACAGCCCAUUUUGGGCCUGUUUACAUGGAGGUUGAGUAACCCAAGUAGUGAGGUUACCCCACUAACAGGGUCAAGAAGGGUCACCCUACCACUAGGGUUAUGUUGCACUGAUAGGGUAACCCUACCUAUGCAUGGUAACUAAGCUGGUUGUAUUUAAAAAUGCAAGUGAGCAUGAACUUUUGGGCGGCAAGUUGUAUACAUUUGUGUACACAUUUUUGCUCAGUGUUGCAUUCCUAAAAUAACACAUGACCCGCUUGCUAGGGUAAACAUACCUGACACGUUUACAUGGCUUAUGUAAACAACAUAGGGUCACUAUAUUUGAUAGGGUUACCCUACCCUAGGGUAAUCCUAGCACGUAUGUAAACACACACUAUAAAACACAUUAGACUAGGGUCCGUAACUCUGCUGCUAGGGUAACUCUGCUGCUAGGGUCACCCUACCUCCAUGUAAACAGGCCCUUAGUGUUCAUAUGUAUCAAAUGUUAAUUACAUGGCUCUUUGGCAGGUCUUGAAAAGCAAGUGUUCCUUGCUCUGUUUGAAUUGAUUAAAGAAAAGGCAUCCAUGCUAUACACAUGGAAAGGGAAAAGAAUGACAAGAAACAAUAGUGAAAAAAAUCACUAUUUAAAGGUGAUUAAAAUAUGAUUUGGGGAAUAUUAUUUACAAUAUAAAAUCUCAGUCCCUCCACUCCCUCACCUCGAUUACUUUUUCAUUUCAGCAUAAAUAUUCUUUCAAUAAACUAACAGUUAUGGAGCAAAUGAUCAUGGUCCUUGUACGGUUGCGACGUUUACCAAGCAUAAUUAUGCUCGCUGACAUUUUUGGCAUAUCAAUAGGUACUGCUAGCAGGAUUUUUAUGUCAUGGAUUUUGUUUCUGAAAGAAGAACUUGUGUUCUUGCUUCCAUUCUCAAGUGUUGAAGAAAUGUCAGGUCUUCCGAUUCCCAAGCCCUUUCAACAUAUUUGCAACAUCCGUGGGAUUAUUGAUUGCACGGAAUUCUACAUUGAAAAGCCAUUUAGAGUAGCUUCGCAGAGGUCCACCUACAGUUCAUACAAGUCAAGAAAUACAUUUAAAGCAUUCAUUUCAAUAUCCCCACUCCUGCAUAUUAACUUUAUCUCCAAGCUUUACACUGGAAGCGUCAGUGACAAAGAGAUUACUAGACAAUGUGGUUUCCUUCAACUGUUAAACCCAGGUGAUGUAAUUAUGGCAGACAAAGGGUUUAAUAUACAAGACUUAUUAGCAAUACAUCAUACAAGGCUACUUGCACCACCCAUAAUGAAAAAAGGCUGUAUUAAUGCCAAAUCAUCAAUAGCAACGAGAAGAAUAGCGAAGGCAAGAGUUCAUGUGGAACGCAUAAUAAGAAAGCUUAAAUGCUUCUGCUUUCUAAGAGGCACCAUCCCAUUGUCAUUUAAACCAUAUUUAAAUUCUGUUCUCAAAGUGUGUGCUGCUCUAGUAAAUUUGCAGCCAGCAAUCAUUCAAAACAAGACAGAUGAUGAUGAUGGGCUGAGUUUCAUGAACAGCAGUGAUGAUGAGUGUGAUGAUGAUGAGUGUGAUGAAGAUGAUGAUGUAUGUGAUGAUGAUAAUGAAUGUGCAUGA
Molecule: messenger RNA, 2478 nt
Organism: Paramuricea clavata
Lineage: Eukaryota; Metazoa; Cnidaria; Anthozoa; Malacalcyonacea; Plexauridae
Source: the annotation of a GenBank genome assembly